Ruditapes philippinarum (Manila clam) is the source of this 1379-nucleotide messenger RNA. Its product is annotated as cyclin N-terminal domain-containing protein 1-like. Bases 58 to 1002 code for a protein of 314 amino acids. Lineage: Eukaryota; Metazoa; Mollusca; Bivalvia; Venerida; Veneridae. The transcript has 7 exons. Gene Ontology annotation, cellular component: site of double-strand break. Gene Ontology annotation, biological process: reciprocal meiotic recombination. The record is from RefSeq and is a predicted model, not a curated record.
UCAUAGGUUAUCGUACAGAGUAACUUCCCUUUACCCGCCAUCAGUCAUUACAAGAUAAUGGAAAAGGUGACCGCUUUAAGACCUACAGCAUUAUUUGGGACGCCACCAGAGCCAUUAUUCAACAAUCAACUUUGUGGUGCAACAACAGAAAUGCUUGAAGACUGGAUGGUUCUACUUGCUGAUAAAAACUCGGAGGCAUUGGAGAAUGCUAAGGCAGUUCAGGGUUCCUCUAUCAUUCAAGAGAGUGUACAAUUUUUGUUCUUAACUUGUGAUCGGAUGAAGAUGUCAAGUGAAGUCAAAUAUCUUAGCCUGGACUUGUUUGAUAGGUUUAUGCUGCAGCAUGUACAGGACCUACAUGAACAUGUAGUAAAUACUCACCCUGUGAAAACUCGCAUGAAGGAAUGGCAGGAGAUACAGAAACGAGUCUCAAACCAGGUUGUCUUACGUGUCAUUUCCUGUAUACAAAUUGCCAGUAAACUCACCUCUCACUAUAGGAUUUUAAGUCCAAACAAGGCAAGACGUUUCUUAUUUGAUGCUGGACAUCGUUACAACACGGAGAGUAUCCUGCAAUCAGAGCUACGUAUUCUAAAAACUCUUGAUUUCUGUGUCUCCAGACCCUCACCACUUGUAUAUCUAGAGUGUAUACUAGAAGCUUUAGGUAAAACAGAGUGUGAGUUUGAGGUGAAAGUGUUACACGGGGUGACAUUAAACCUGUUAGAUAUGGUGUAUCUACAGUAUAGUGAGAUUUACUCGAGACUUCAUCAGAUAGCUGCAGGUGGCUCCCCAGUCACACAGAAAGACAUGGAAUGUUUCGCAAGUGUAAGGGCAGACAAGAUGUUACUAAUGGUCACCUUGAUAACCGCUGCAGCCUACAUCAUUGACAGAAAUUCUCAUGAAAAGAUAAUGGUUAGUGUUAGCAGGAUCACUAAAAUACCAGCUGAAGAUAUUUCAGAUUUUGCAUCUGUUAUUCUGAAGACAUUGAUGGAAAGUAGUGAAGAUUAAUCACCAUGGAUACAAGUGACUGUAGGAGUGGUAUAGGUGUUUGGCCUUAAAGUGAAAGUGAUAGUAGCCAAACUAUUGUGUUUAUUUUUCAAUUCCAGCAUCCUUAAUAUGGAAUUACUCAUCUGAUUCAACAACCAUUAAGAAGACUUUAUUUAUGUACCAUCUAUAUAUUCAAAUAUGACAGUAAAUUUUUAAAUAAUUUCUACUGUAAUACAUGAGUGUGAAAUGUACAUUUCAUGACAAGUAACAUUACCAUAUAAGUCUUGUUCAAACUAAAUGUAUGAGAUUUUGAUUUUAUGUAUGAAAAACAAAAAAAUAUUGUGUAUUUAUAAUUCUUUUGUUGGAACGUCGGGGUUUUGUUAAUUGUUAUUUUUGAG